Molecule: messenger RNA, 1820 nt
Organism: Condylostylus longicornis
Lineage: Eukaryota; Metazoa; Arthropoda; Insecta; Diptera; Dolichopodidae
Product: CDK5RAP1-like protein
Exons: 3
Coding region: 1-1764 (587 amino acids)
Biological process (GO): tRNA modification; negative regulation of cyclin-dependent protein serine/threonine kinase activity
Cellular component (GO): cytosol; mitochondrion
Molecular function (GO): tRNA-2-methylthio-N(6)-dimethylallyladenosine(37) synthase activity; 4 iron, 4 sulfur cluster binding
Source: RefSeq, a predicted model, not a curated record
AUGAAUCAUUUCAGUUUCGUAUUUCGUCACUUGAGACGGAAAUCAUUAAAUCGAUUGACAUUUUUUCAAAAUAUGGAAAAAUCAUUUUCCGUUAAAGUUGAAAAAAGCAAUAUUGAAGAAAAAUUAGAAAACAUAAAACAUGGACCUGGAUUAAAAGAAUUUUUAAUAGUUGGUAAAAAUUUUCCAGUUGUUAAUACAAACAAUCAACUAAAAGAUAAUUCGAUACCAUAUAUUGAUCCACAAGAAUAUUCUGGUAAAGGAAGAAAAGUGUAUUUUGAAGUUUAUGGUUGCCAAAUGAAUGUCAAUGAUACUGAAAUUAUAUGGUCCAUUUUAAAUAAAAAUGAUUAUGAAAAAUGUAAUGAUGUUAAAAUAGCUGACGUCAUAUUAAUUGUAACCUGUUCCAUAAGAGAAGGCGCUGAGAAAAAGAUUUGGAAUCGUUUAAAGCAUUUACAAGCCAUAAAAAACAAUCGCUCUGUAAAGAAAGGUCCAUUACAAAUUGGCAUACUUGGUUGUAUGGCUGAACGAUUAAAAACAGAAGUUCUUGAAAAAGAAAAAUGGGUGGAUAUUGUAGCAGGACCUGAUAGUUAUAAAGAUUUGCCUAGACUAUUGGCUGUUACAAAAAAUGGACAGUCUGCUGUAAAUGUUCUAUUAUCACUAGAUGAAACUUACGCUGAUAUUAUGCCUGUUCGUUUAAAUAAGGAUUCAGUUACAGCGUAUGUUUCAAUAAUGAGAGGUUGUGAUAAUAUGUGUUCAUAUUGUAUAGUACCAUUUACUAGAGGAAGAGAGAGAUCUAGACCAUUAUCAUCAAUUGAAGAUGAAGUAAAACAUUUAGCUAAAAAUGGAUGUCGAGAAAUCACCCUUCUAGGUCAAAACGUAAAUAGUUAUAGAUUCAUGUCAAAUGAAGUCAAAGUAAAUAAAGAUGAAAAAACUAAAUUAGCUGAAGGAUUUAAAACAGUAUAUAAGCCGAAAAUUGGGGGAAUUCGUUUUGCAGAGUUAUUAGAAUGUGUCGCUGAAACUGUUCCUGAAGUUCGAAUACGAUUUACAUCACCACAUCCCAAAGAUUUUCCUGAUGAUGUUUUGUAUGCUAUUAAAAAAUAUCCAAAUAUAUGUAAAAGUAUUCACUUACCAGCACAGUCUGGUAAUACAGCAGUUUUAGAUCGAAUGCGAAGAGGUUAUAGUAGAGAAUCCUAUAUACAAUUAGUUCAUCAUAUAAGAGAUUUAAUACCCGAAAUUUCUUUAUCAAGUGAUUUUAUAUGUGGUUUUUGUGGAGAAACUAAUGAAGAAUUUUCUGAUACUUUAACUUUAAUAGAACAAAUUAAAUAUAAUAUUGCAUAUUUAUUUGCGUAUAGUAUGCGAGAAAAAACUACUGCUCAUCGUCGUUAUAAAGAUGAUGUUCCACAAAAUAUAAAAAUUGAUAGAUUACAAGAAAUGGUUAAAGUUUUUCGAAAAGGUGCUGAAGAAUUACAAUCGAAAUUUGUAAAUAAACAAGAAUUAAUAUUAAUUGAAGGUAAAAGUAAACGUUCUGAGGAAUUUUAUUAUGGAAGAAAUGAUGCAAAUAUUAAAGUUAUUGUACCAAAUAUUAAUUUACCAGAUCAAAACAAUUACAGAAUAGAUGAAAAUUCGAAUGAAGAAAAUAAAAAAAAAGUUUUGCCUGGUGAUUUUAUUGCAGUUAAAAUAAUUGAUUCUAAUUCACAAGUUUUAAAAGGGGAACCAUUGUAUAAAACGACAUUACAAAAAUAUUAUGAAAAUUAUCAAAAUUUAUAGUUUGUUGUAUUUAAUUAAUAAUGUUGUAGAAUAAUAAAUAUGAAAUAAAAUAAUUA